This is a messenger RNA of Prorocentrum cordatum, 423 nucleotides long. Lineage: Eukaryota; Dinophyceae; Prorocentrales; Prorocentraceae. The record is from the annotation of a GenBank genome assembly.
CGCGUGUGCAAACCGCAGGGACGCGAAGACCAUGUACGCCUCCAGCCACCAGGGCUUCUCCGAGGAGCAGAUGCGCACCGCAAGGUCGCCCUCGACGAAGCCGAGCAACCUGCGCACGAGUACGAUCACCAACGUGAGCGAGUUCGCGGAAGUCAGGCCUCGCUCCCACGUGGACUACAUCCACCACAACACCGAACGCCUGCUCUCCACUGGCGUGCUCGUGCUGGGCAGCCGCGGCAAGGCGGAGCCCAAGGGGAACCUGGGCUUCGAGGGCGGCUGGGACGGCGAGGCUCCCAGGACGACGUACCAGGAGUUCACCAGAACGGGCUCCGCGCCGGCGCUGAGCACGAUGAGCAGGACGUGCCCAGAGGGCUUCGGGCUUCGCUGACCGUCCUGGCCACCCACCGGAACACGAGGGGGUGC